Messenger RNA from Cricetulus griseus (Chinese hamster), 4796 nucleotides. The record is from RefSeq and is a predicted model, not a curated record. Lineage: Eukaryota; Metazoa; Chordata; Mammalia; Rodentia; Cricetidae.
GUCCGGGGAAAAGGAAACGAAACUGCUUCCCCUUGUGCUACCUGUUGCUGGCGAGAGAACGCCUAGGUUCCGGACACCCGUUCUGGCUUGUGGAGGACAAAAAGAAAGGGUGCCCAAACGAAGCGCGCUGAAAUCGGAGAUAUAACGUUUCUGAAAGACAAUGCAGAACUCUCUGGAACUUUGGAGUUUUGGUGUCCCAGAGGAAUGAAACCAGAUUUCGGGUCAUGCGAGUGUAGUGGGACAGCUUCGGCACUUUCUAAAGUGAACACAUCAUAAACGCAGGAAAAUCAGUUUCAGUGUAAGGAAUUUAGGUGACUUUGUAUAGCAACGAAAAGACCGACUUCCAGGGAUGGUGUUAUUUAGUAACGCACCAUGAUUUUUUGGAAGAAAAAAAAAGUGGAGGUUCAGAUGAGAAAGACUCGUGGCCUCUUUUUUUAAUUAUGUUUAUGAAUGUUUUGCUUGGAUGUUUGUGCACCAUGUGUGUGCCUGGUGCUGGUGGAGGCCAGAAGAGGGCGUAGGAUUCCCUGUCUGUUAGUCACACACAGUAGCGAGCAGCGAUGUGGGUGGUGGGAGUUGAAUCCGAAUCCCUUAAAAGAGCAGCCCUAACCUCUGAGAGCCCCUCAUGUAUGUCGUUUAACCGAAGAAGUCACAUAGAUUUCUCUAUCAAACUAUCAGUGAUUUACCCCUCUCCCUUCUCCACUAACCUAUUCCUAUUUAGAAAAAAACCAGCAGUUCUGGGAUUUGUUUACAGUUGGUUUUUCAUCUUCAAGUAAUUGCCUUAGAGGUAUGCAUAAAUACAGAUUACUGAAGGAGAAUUUUUUACUUGUAGGAACCAUUCAUAAACAAAUUUGAAUUAGGAGAAUCUUGAUAUUUAAAUUUUUGCCAGACGCUGCUGGAGCAUGCCUUUCUUUAAUCCCAGCACUUGGGAGGCAGAGGCAGGUGUAUUUUAAUCACGUCAAUUUAGUUUUAAUUGUAAAAUGGAGUUGAAUGUUUUCAAAUUAUGAGGUGAUAAAUUCUAAUUUUGUAUGCAGCCUAUUUAAAUAAUGAUAAGUGUAUUCUAAAUUGUGACAAUUUUUUAAAGUUCCAUUAUUGACUUAAUUUCUAUUACAGAUAAGAACUUCAGUUUUCUGUUGAUGUGGAGACAUAGGGUACUUGCAAGUUUCCAGUGUUUCAGAAGGGACUUUUGUAUUGAAACUGGAAGACCAAAGUCAUAACAAGCAUGCUGUGCUGGGGAAAUGCAUCCUAUGGACAACUAGGUUUGGGUGGAAUUGAUGAAGAAAUUGUACUAGAGCCCAGGAAAAGUGACUUUUUUGCAAAUAAAAAGGUCCGAGAUGUAGGAUGUGGACUCAGACAUACUGUAUUUGUCCUGGAUGAUGGAACUGUGUACACCUGUGGAUGUAACGAUUUAGGACAGCUUGGUCACGAAAAGUCCAGAAAGAAACCAGAGCAGGUUGUUGCCCUGGAUGCCCAAAAUAUCGUAGCUGUUUCAUGUGGAGAAGCUCAUACAUUAGCUCUUAAUGACAAAGGCCAGGUGUAUUCGUGGGGUCUCGACUCUGAUGGACAGCUUGGCCUCCUAGGAUCAGAGGAAUAUAUCAGAGUACCCAGAAAUAUUAAAAGUCUUUCGGAUAUCCAAAUAGUACAAGUUGCAUGUGGUUACUAUCAUUCACUUGCACUUUCUAAAGCAAGCGAAGUUUUCUGUUGGGGACAGAAUAAAUAUGGCCAACUGGGUCUAGGCAUUGACUGUAAAAAGCAGACUUCACCACAGCUGAUUAAGUCUUUACUUGGAAUUCCAUUCAUGCAAGUUGCAGCAGGAGGAGCUCAUAGUUUUGUACUCACCCUCUCUGGGGCUAUCUUUGGAUGGGGACGUAACAAAUUUGGUCAGCUAGGUCUUAAUGAUGAAAAUGAUAGGUAUGUUCCUAAUUUACUAAAGUCACUAAGAUCUCAGAAAAUAGUUUAUAUUUGUUGCGGAGAAGAUCAUACUGCUGCAUUAACCAAGGAAGGUGGAGUGUUUACCUUUGGAGCUGGAGGGUAUGGCCAGUUGGGUCAUAAUUCUACCAGUCAUGAAAUAAACCCAAGGAAAGUUUUUGAACUUAUGGGAAGCAUUGUCACUCAGGUUGCUUGUGGAAGGCAGCAUACCUCUGCAUUUGUUCCUUCUUCAGGACGAAUUUACUCCUUUGGUCUUGGUGGUAAUGGGCAGUUGGGAACUGGUUCAACAAGCAACAGAAAAAGUCCUUUCACUGUAAAAGGAAAUUGGUUUUCUUAUAAUGGGCAGUGUCCACAAGAUAUUGAUUCUGAAGACUGUUUCUGUGUCAAAAGAAUUUUCUCAGGUGGAGAUCAAAGCUUUUCACAUUACUCUAAUCCUCAGAGCUGUGGCCCAGCAGAUGAUUUCAGAUGCCCUGACCCUUCAAAGCAGAUCUGGACAGUGAAUGAAGCUCUGAUUCAGAAAUGGCUCAGCUACCCUUCUGGAAGGUUUCCUGUGGAGAUAGCCAAUGAGAUUGAUGGAACAUUUUCUUCAUCUGGUUGCCUAAAUGGAAGUUUUUUGGCUACUAGCAACGAUGAUCACUAUAGAACAGGUACCAAAUUUUCAGGGGUUGAUAUGAAUGCUGCUAGACUCUUAUUCCACAAACUAAUACAACCUGACCAUCCUCAGAUAUCUCAGCAGGUGGCAGCUAGUUUGGAAAAGAAUCUUAUACCUAAACUGACUAGCUCCUUACCUGAUGUUGAAGCAUUGAGGUUUUAUCUUACUCUACCAGAAUGUCCCUUGAUGAGUGACUCCAACAAUUUCACCACAAUAGCAAUUCCUUUUGGUACAGCUCUUGUGAACCUAGAAAAAGCACCACUGAAAGUGCUCGAAAACUGGUGGUCAGUACUUGAACCUCCACUAUUCCUCAAGAUAGUAGAACUUUUUAAGGAAGUUGUGGUACAUCUUUUGAAACUCUACAAGAUCGGCAUUCCCCCUUCUGAAAGAAGAAUUUUCAACAGUUUUCUUCAUACUGCAUUAAAGGUUUUAGAAAUAUUACAUAGGGUAAAUGAGAAAACAGGACAGCUUAUACAGUAUGACAAAUUUUAUAUACAUGAAGUACAAGACCUGAUAGACAUAAGGAAUGACUAUAUCAACUGGGUCCAACAGCAAGCCUAUGGAGUGGAUGUCAGCCAUGGAUUAACUGAGUUGGCAGAUAUCCCUGUGACAAUUUGUACAUAUCCAUUUGUAUUUGAUGCCCAAGCAAAAACUACUCUGUUACAAACAGAUGCAGUCUUACAGAUGCAGAUGGCUAUUGACCAGGCCCACAGGCAGAAUGUCUCCUCUCUUUUUCUCCCGGUGAUUGAGUCUGUGAAUCCCUGCUUAAUUCUAGUGGUUCGAAGAGAGAAUAUUGUAGGAGAUGCAAUGGAGGUCCUCCGGAAAACCAAGAGCAUAGACUACAAAAAGCCACUCAAAGUUAUAUUUGUUGGAGAAGAUGCUGUUGAUGCAGGAGGUGUACGCAAAGAAUUUUUCUUGCUCAUCAUGAGGGAGUUAUUGGAUCCUAAAUAUGGCAUGUUUCAAUAUUACGAAGAUUCCAGGCUCAUUUGGUUUUCAGAUAAGACAUUUGAAGACAGUGAUUUGUUUCACUUAAUUGGUGUUAUCUGUGGAUUAGCAAUUUAUAACUUUACUAUUGUGGACCUGCAUUUUCCUUUGGCUUUAUAUAAGAAACUACUGAAACGGAAGCCAUCCCUGGAUGAUCUGAAAGAGCUGAUGCCAGAUGUUGGGAGAAGCAUGCAGCAGUUGCUGGACUAUCCAGAAGAUGACAUAGAGGAAACAUUUUGUCUGAAUUUCACGAUCACAGUUGAAAACUUUGGUGCAACAGAAGUGAAAGAGCUGGUUGUGAAUGGUGCAGACACAGCUGUUAACAAACAAAAUCGGCAAGAGUUCGUUGAUGCCUAUGUGGAUUACAUAUUCAAUAAGUCGGUGGCGUCUUUAUUUGACGCUUUCCAUGCAGGCUUUCAUAAGGUCUGUGGAGGAAAAGUCCUUCUGCUCUUCCAGCCUAAUGAAUUACAAGCUAUGGUUAUUGGGAAUACAAAUUAUGACUGGAAAGAACUGGAGAAGAAUACAGAAUACAAAGGGGAUUAUUGGGCAGAACAUCCCACGAUAAAAAUUUUCUGGGAAGUAUUUCAUGAAUUACCACUGGAAAAGAAGAAACAAUUUCUAUUAUUUUUGACAGGUAGUGAUCGAAUUCCCAUUCUUGGUAUGAAGAGUCUGAAACUAGUCAUCCAAUCAACAGGAGGUGGUGAGAACUAUCUCCCGGUUUCCCAUACCUGUUUUAAUCUUUUAGAUCUCCCAAAAUACACAGAAAAAGAAACUCUACGAUGUAAACUGAUCCAAGCUAUAGAUCAUAAUGAAGGAUUCAGUUUAAUAUAGCCUUGGAGUUCUGACUGUUCUGUUUAAUACAAAGGCAUCAAACCACUUGUUUUUCUUGUGAAUGCAGCAAAGUAAGAAGUACUUGUAAUUCUUACUUGCAAAUUGUUCACUGCUGUAUUGAUGAAAGCCAAAUAUUAAAAAUUGAGCAACUGUUAAUACUAAACUUACUGUACAUAACCAUUAAUUGUCCCCAUCCUCAAACAUACAAGUAUUGUGAAUACAUUAAAGUUUUACUAACAGGAAUUUUAAGAGUUUGCAUAUUUCAAAAUGACCUGAUGUGAGUGCAUGGAAAUGUUGCUUAAUGUUUCUUCAAUCAAAAGCCUUUAACUGUGGCCUGCCUUUAGUCAUUUAUUUUUCCAUUUUGUAAAUAAAAGUUUUGUAAUAAAAUAGUGACAUUCAGAUA